Piliocolobus tephrosceles (Ugandan red Colobus) is the source of this 2764-nucleotide messenger RNA. It is a transcript of the gene ZNF571, whose product is annotated as zinc finger protein 571. NCBI's taxonomy places the organism in Eukaryota, Metazoa, Chordata, Mammalia, Primates, Cercopithecidae. Gene Ontology annotation, biological process: regulation of transcription by RNA polymerase II. The transcript is spliced from 4 exons. The coding region runs from base 595 to 2424 and encodes 609 amino acids. The record is from RefSeq and is a predicted model, not a curated record. Gene Ontology annotation, molecular function: RNA polymerase II cis-regulatory region sequence-specific DNA binding; DNA-binding transcription factor activity, RNA polymerase II-specific.
GGCCUCACCGGGAACCGCUCGCUGGUUCUGGUUUGGCGCAUUGUAAAAGAAGCUCUUGUAUGGUGCUGGGAAUACCGGUGUCCUGACUUGGGCUCGGUGCUGACAGGAAAGGGACGGUGCUCUAGGCUGAUUACUUAUGGAAGUCGGCCUUGCGGAUGCGGAGGGGUGUCGGCACCGUCACUUUGGUUCUGGGAGCGGCGGGGGCGUGGUGCUGUUGGUUGUGUUCCUAGCUUCGAAUUUAUGAGUGUGCGCCUGGAGCCCCUGUCCGGGGAUAAAAUCGGCACCAUUACUUUGGGAUAGGGAGCCUAGAGAGAGAGGCGGUUGUUACUAGUAGUGUUCCUCCGCCCUGGACGUGUGCGUGUGCGCUUGUGCGGCCGCGGGGUGGGCUCUCCUGCCCCCUGGUAAUGCUCCUAGCCCUUGGCCCCUCCCGUGCCGCAGUACUCAUCGUGUGACACACGGACAGCGUUACGCCAGCUGAGAAUCGUGCGGUUACAGCUGCUGCAGUUCCUUUGCAGACACUGGCUUCUCUGGACUUUGCACACCUCCAGGAAAGGAACUCAGAAAAUCCAUCAGUUCUGACAGUUCUAAAAAACCAUGCCCCACUUGUUGGUGACUUUCAGGGAUGUGGCCAUUGACUUCUCUCAGGAGGAAUGGGAAUGCCUGGACCCUGCUCAGAGGGACUUGUACAGGGAUGUGAUGUUGGAGAACUACAGCAACCUGAUUUCAUUGGACUUCGAAUCCAGUCGUGCAACCAAAGAGUUAUCUCCAGAAAAGGAAAUUUAUGAAAUGGAAUCACUCCAGUGGGAGAAUAUGGGGAAACUUAUCAACCAUCACCUUCAAUACAAUGGUCUUGGAGACAAUAUGGAGUGCAAAGGCAACUUAGAGGGUCAAGAAGCAAGUCAGGAAGGGCUUUACAUGUGUGUCAAAAUUACCUGUGAAGAAAGGGCCACUGAAAGCCAUUUAACCUCUUCUACUUUUCAUCGGAUAAUUCCCACCAAGGAAAAAUUGUACAAAUGUAAGGAAUGUAGACAAGGUUUCAGCUACCUGUCAUGCCUUAUUCAACAUAAGAAAAAUCAUAAUAUAGAAAAAUGCUCUGAAGUUAAGAAACACAGGAACACCUUUAGCAAAAAGCCAAACUAUAUGCAACAUCAGAGAAUUCAGACUGGUGAGAAACCUUAUGAGUGUAUGGAAUGUGGAAAGGCCUUUGGUCGCAGUUCUGAUCUCAUUCAACAUCAGAAAAUUCAUACUAAUGAAAAACCUUAUCAGUGUAACGCAUGUGGGAAAGCUUUUAUUCGUGGUUCACAGCUCACUGAACAUCAGAGAGUUCAUACAGGGGAGAAACCAUAUGAAUGUAAGAAAUGUGGAAAAGCCUUUAGUUAUUGUUCACAAUACACUCUUCAUCAGAGAAUUCAUAGUGGUGAGAAACCCUAUGAAUGUAAGGAUUGUGGGAAGGCCUUUAUUCUUGGCUCUCAGCUUACUUACCAUCAGAGAAUUCAUAGUGGGGAGAAACCUUAUGAGUGUAAGGAAUGUGGAAAGGCCUUUAUUCUUGGUUCACACCUUACAUAUCAUCAGAGAGUUCAUACUGGUGAAAAGCCUUACAUAUGUAAAGAAUGUGGGAAAGCCUUUUUAUGUGCCUCCCAACUGAAUGAACAUCAGAGAAUUCAUACAGGUGAGAAACCCUAUGAAUGUAAAGAAUGUGGGAAAGCCUUUUUUCGUGGCUCACAACUUACUUACCACCUGAGAGUUCAUUCAGGUGAGAGACCCUAUAAAUGCAAAGAAUGUGGGAAAGCCUUUAUUUCUAAUUCGAAUCUUACUCAACAUCAAAGAAUUCAUACCGGAGAGAAGCCCUACAAAUGUAAGGAAUGUGGAAAGGCCUUUAUUUGUGGCAAACAACUUAGUGAACAUCAGAGAAUUCAUACAGGUGAGAAGCCCUUUGAAUGUAAGGAAUGUGGAAAGGCCUUUAUUCGUGUUGCCUAUCUUACUCAACAUGAGAAAAUUCAUGGUGAGAAACAUUAUGAAUGUAAGGAAUGUGGGAAGACUUUUGUUCGUGCUACACAACUUACAUAUCAUCAAAGAAUUCAUACAGGUGAAAAGCCCUACAAAUGUAAGGAAUGUGAUAAGGCCUUUAUAUAUGGCUCACAACUUAGUGAACAUCAGAGAAUUCAUAGAGGUGAAAAACCUUAUGAAUGUAAACAAUGUGGGAAGGCUUUUAUUCGUGGCUCACACCUUACUGAACAUCUGAGAACUCAUACUGGAGAGAAACCCUAUGAAUGUAAGGAAUGUGGGAAGGGCUUUAGUCGUGGCUCAGAACUUACUCUGCAUCAAAGGAUCCACACUGGUGAGAAACCCCAUACAUGUGUCCAGUGUGGUAAAGAGUUUAGACGUCCUUCACAACUUACUCAACAUAUAAGGCUUCAUAAUUGAGAAAGCCUUGAAUGUGAUUAAAUAUAAGAAAAUCUUUAUCAUCUAUUUCAUAUCUAUACUGAAUGUGGGACAUCCUUUUGCUUCUGCUCAGAAUCUACUCGUUCUUAGAAGGCCUGUAUUAACAUGGAUGCAGAAUAAUUUCAGAAACCCCUUAUAAAUAAUUAACAUCUCUAUAAACCCUAGAAUAUAAUGCCGAAUUAUAUCCUUUAUUAAGCAUCAUCUCCAUUUCACCAUAUCCUAACUGAAAUCAGAUACAUUUAUUUGUGUGUUUUUUUCUAUUUGUGUAAUUGUAUUACAAUGACUAAAUUAUAAUUAAAUACAUACAAUUCCCUUUGGAUAG